This is a messenger RNA of Lethenteron reissneri (Far Eastern brook lamprey), 2258 nucleotides long. RefSeq lists its product as uncharacterized. NCBI's taxonomy places the organism in Eukaryota, Metazoa, Chordata, Hyperoartia, Petromyzontiformes, Petromyzontidae. The record is from RefSeq and is a predicted model, not a curated record.
AUGUACACACGCACACACACGUGUACACACGCACACACACGUGUACACACACACACAGUGUACACACACACACGUGUACACACACACACACAGUGUACACACACACACACAGUGUACACACUGAUGUACACACUGUACACACAUGUGUACACACACACACACGUGUACACACACACGUGUACACACACACAGUGUACACACACACACACACGUGUACACACACACACACACACGUGUACACACACACGUGUACACACACACACGUGUACACACACACACGUGUACACGCACACACACACAGUGUACACACACACAGUGUACACACACAAAGUGUACACACACACACACAGUGUACACACACACACAGUGUACACACACACACACACACAGUGUACACACACACACACACGUGUACACACACACACGUGUACACACACACAGUGUACACACACAAAGUGUACACACACACACAAAGUGUACACACACACACACAGUGUACACACACACACACAGUGUACACACACACACAGUGUACACACACACACGUGUACACACACACACGUGUACACACACACAGUGUACACACACAGUGUACACACACACACACAGUGUACACACACACACACAGUGUACACACACACACACAGUGUACACAUACACACAGUGUACACACACACACACAGUGUACACACACACACACAGUGUACACACACACACAGUGUACACACACACACAGUGUACACACACAGUGUACACACACAGUGUACACACACACACAGUGUACACACACACACGUGUACACACACACACAUGUACACACACACACAGUGUACACACACACACACAGUGUACACACACACAGUGUACACACACACACAGUGUACACACACACAGUGUACACACACACACACAGUGUACACACACACACAGUGACACACGUGUACACACACACAGUGUACACACACACACACAUCGUACACACUAACACACAUUGUACACACACAGUGUACACACACACACGUGUACACACACACGUGUACACACACACAAUGUACACACAGUGUACACACACACGUGUACACACACACACGUGUACACACACGUGUACACACACACACACGUGUACACACACGUGUACACACACACACAGUGUACACACACACACGUGUACACACACACACUAAUGUACACACACACACGUGUACACACACACAGUAUACACACACACACACGUGUACACACACACACACGUGUACACACACACACACGUGUACACACACACAGUAUACACACACACACACGUGUACACACACACACACGUGUACACACACACACGUGUACACACACACAGUAUACACACACACACACGUGUACACACACACACACGUGUACACACACACACACGUGUACACACACACACACACGUGUACACACACACACACACGUGUACAGGCAGUGCUACUACUCGCUACCAACAGCACUUGCCCCAUCACUCUGGGAGAGGCUACGCGGGGGACAUUUGUCUUUGUACACCUGGCACAGCUGUCAGCUGACAAAGACGGCCGGGCGUGGUGGUGGCGGUGCCAGGCUAGGUGCACACAGACGCUACUGGUGCCAGGCUAGGUACACCCAGACGCUACUGGUGCCAGGCUAGGUACACCCAGACGCUACUGGUGCCAGGCUAGGUGCACACAGACGCUGCUGGUGCCAGGCUAGAUACACCCAGACGCUGCUGGUGCCAGGCUAGGUGCACACAGACGCUACUGGUGCCAGGGUUGGUUACACCCAGACGCUACUGGUGCCAGGCUAGGUGCACACAGACGCUACUGGUGCCAGGCUAGGUGCAUCCAGACGCUACUGGUGCCAGGCUAGGUACACCCAGACGCUACUGGUGCCAGGCUAGGUGCACACAGACGCUGCUGGUGCCAGGCUAGAUACACCCAGACGCUGCUGGUGCCAGGCUAGGUGCACCCAGACGCUGCUGGUGCCAGGCUAGGUGCACACAGACGCUACUGGUGCCAGGCUAGGUGCAUCCAGACGCUACUGGUGCCAGGCUAGGUACACCCAGACGCUACUGGUGCCAGGCUAGGUACACCCAGACGCUACUGGUGCCAGGCUAGGUACACCCAGACGCUACUGGUGCCAGGCUAGGUGCACACAGACGCUACUGGUGCCAGUCAUCUCGGUCAUCUCGGUUGACCCAUGGCACCUGCUGGGUCUGUCACGUGACCUCAUGCACCUAGCCUGGCACAGCAGCA